Messenger RNA from Pangasianodon hypophthalmus (striped catfish), 7335 nucleotides. It is a transcript of the gene desi1b, whose product is annotated as desumoylating isopeptidase 1b. Gene Ontology annotation, molecular function: peptidase activity. The record is from RefSeq and is a predicted model, not a curated record. NCBI's taxonomy places the organism in Eukaryota, Metazoa, Chordata, Actinopteri, Siluriformes, Pangasiidae. The transcript is spliced from 6 exons. Gene Ontology annotation, biological process: protein modification by small protein removal. The coding region runs from base 257 to 760 and encodes 167 amino acids.
AGUGUGAACGAGGCAGUUUCUGUUUCCUGAUGUAAACAGCUCAGUCAUCUUGUGUGUUGUAGUCGUCUUAGUCUUUUGCUUUAUGUCACUGUGGAAGUGUGGCUGUGAGUGUGACUGUCAUUUAGUUUAGCUAGUAACUGUAGCUGUCUUCUUAAACUUUUAAAUUGGUGGUUAAACUAAAGCCAAAUCCGGCGGAACACUUCACUGUAGUCUUAACUCGCUUUAGUUAGGAGGUAAAUUAAAGUCGCUGUGAGUGAUGGAGGAUCAGACCUACAGUGUGAAGCUCUAUAUUUAUGACCUGUCAAAGGGACUUGCUCGCCAGCUGAGUCCUAUGCUGUUAGGAAAACAACUCGAAGGAGUUUGGCACACAUCAAUAGUAAUCCAUGGAGCGGAGUAUUUCUUUGGGGGACAGGGUAUAACAAACUGCCCACCGGGUGCUACACUGCUGGGACAGCCUGAUGCCAUAGUGGAUUUGGGAAACACAGAAGUUCCCAAGGACAUAUUUACAGAAUAUGUUUCAUCUCUGCGGGAGUCCACAUACAGACCAGAGACGUACCACCUUUUUGAACACAACUGUAACACUUUCAGUAGUGAGAUGGCCCAGUUUUUAACAGGAAGAAAAAUUCCGUCAUAUAUCACUGACCUGCCAUCUGAUGUGCUUUCCACGCCUUUUGGACAAACACUGCGUCCUCUGAUUGAAUCUGUCAGCAUUGUCCCACCUACAGACAACUCUUUCAGUGGACAAUAUGGACAGAGGUAGACUGUGUUUUAAAGAACAGUGCCAUGUUAAAGGAAUGGUUCAGGCACAAAUUAAGUUUAAUUCAGAAAUGAAGGUUUCACAGUGGUCAAUAUAACAGCCAAUGUAUACAGUAUAUGUAAAUAUAUAAAACAUACAGUAUAUAAUAAAAUCAAUAUAUGUUUUCUGGUGCUAUAGGCAAAUGAAGCUGACAAAUGAGGGAAGCUUAUAGCUGCCAGUGUAACUGAUGUCUAUAUCAUCACACAUUUGUCUCAAAAUACAUUUAAAAAACUAGUAGUUUCAUAAUCCAGCAGAUCAAGUCUGUCAAACAACACAUAAACAUGACCACAUGAGUUUUUAAGACUUGUUAAACACAGUGUCUAGAGAGGCUAUGUUACCUGACUAAUAAAUAGUUUGCUGCAAUGCAUCAAAAGCUACAUAUAGAUAAAGCUCCUAAGAUAAUCUAUAAAUGUUGCAUUCUGAGUUAAAACAAAGUAAAACACUCUCCUCAGGAUCUUGAUUUUUGCAGACAUUGAACCAUUAGCUUACAACUGGAACUAUAAACAAGCAGUGUGGAAACAUCUCUGACUGCAGUGAUCACUUUUCAUUGAAAUAUUAUAAGAAACUAUUAUUAUGUACGUUUGUUUUAUAAUGCCUAAACAUACUGUAAUGUCUAUAUAAAUAAUAGUUAUAUAAUACUUAAAUCUUCUGCUGUUUUAUAUGUUAAGGCUGGGGCUCAUUCUUGUCAAAUAAUGGAUUCUUUCUGGAUCCCAAAGUCUGCUUUUGUGUUGACUUGACGUUUAUUCAAUCUGCACUAACAUCUGAAAGUCACACAAGCUUGCGCAAAGAGAUACCAAAAUACAAGCUGAGGAAGUGAUUCCAGCUUUAUGGCUGCUAUUGCUGUUUUAAACUAUGCAGCAUACCUUUGUAAAUUUUACUGUACAGUAUGACACUUUACUGUACUGUAUGAUACUGUGUGUCAUACAAUGUCUGAAACCAAAAAGAAAGACUAUUUACUAUUACUUAAUAUUUUGAUUCGAGUUGAGUUGAGUGUGUGAUGAAUAACAUGCAGUUUGUAUGUUGCUGAAUUGGAGGCCCUAAGCUUCCCUUACUUCUUAGCAACAUUUGUCUGUUAUCUCCAGUUUAGGCGCCAAACAUAUGUUGGCUCAAGUACAAUUGGGGAAUUUAAAUUUUUCUCCCAUUUAUCACUUUAAUACAUUGGUUAAGAUAGAUUGAUAUUGAUCUCGAGGGAAAUUGCUGCGUUACAAUAAUAGUAAAGACAUUAACGAGAACUUGAUCUGUAAAAUGGUGUGAAACAAAAUUCUCAGUAACGAAGCUUCAGAAUAAUAUAUUGAGUAAUGUAGUGCAGAGUAAUAUAUUGCAGAAUAUUUUGGUCUUUCAGACACAGUUGUGCUGUUUUUAUUAACAAAAUAUUUGGCUCAUCAGUUACUGAAACAAAAAUAGAAAAGAACAAAAACACAUAUAGCUAAUAAAAUAUUUCAAGAAUUUCAUGAAGUGAAUAACAUAUUAAUUAAAAAAAAAAUCAAAAAGCCUUAAAUGUCUGUAGAAUGUUCUAUAUGCAAAAUGGGACUACAUUCAUACUGCUACCAAAUAUCAUAUAUUAUUUAUGAUCUUUUUUGUAAGUGGUAAAGCAUAGGAUGUGUUGUGUCAUAGAAGCACUACUUUCUUAAAUUUUCUCUUGGCAGCCUCCAUUCACUUCUCAUCCAUUUGUCUCCAUUGCUGUAUGGUAUGAGUUGAGUUGAUUUAUUGUACCAUUUCCACCUUCUUUUUUGUCAUUAUUUGUCAUGGAAUCAUUUCUACCUUUACAUUCUGUCAAAAUAAGAUUGCUUUAUUGAUGAACUCUCAGUUUUGUAACUUCGUUUAAAAAGUCUACAAGUAUUCUAUCAUUAGCACUGAAGUUUGGGUUAUAAGGUUGAGCUUCAGAUAAGUCAAACAGUUUAUAGGUUAAGCUAAUAGGGGUUUUUAAAUACCUGGGGGGAGCAACAAUCUACGUGAUGACAAUACAGAGAAUACAUGUUUUAACUUCAGAAUUCACCUCCAUGUUGAAGCCAGUUUAUCUAUGUGUAUACUUAAUCACAGUGAUUUAAUGACUAUUUAUUAUUGACCUGAAUUUAUUUUGGUUGACCUAAUAUUAACUGAUUUAUUGGUUACAUAGCUUGUCAAAUUGGUGUAAUAAUUUUGUACCUCAAAUACUAAAGCAUAACUGUGUAUUUUUAUCUUUAAUAAUUAAUGGGAAGCAAAAUGUUAUUCUGCUGUAGUGCAACUUUGUUUCUGUUUAACACAGGAAUCUUCCUUAAACAAAAGGUGAUUUUGAUGAGGCGUGAAAUACCUCUGUGAUGCUGUUUGUCUGUUUGAAAGACUUGGGUAAUUGUAGUGUAGCAAAGAAAGUGGCCACUAAGUGGCAGAAGUACUGCACAGUUUCGAGGUAAACCAAGCCAAGCAGGCAUCAACAUUUAUAUAUACAAUAUUUUUUAUUUAAUUUUCCACUAUAUUGAAUAUUGUUAUUAUAAUGUAAUUGUAUAAUAUUUGCCAUAACCUGCAAUAAACAUCCUUGCCCUUACUUGUUUCCUAUAAAAUAUUAUAAAAAUUGUCAUAAUGUACAGAUGGAUGACAAAGGAAAAAUCAGUGGCUCUGUCAUACUGUUUUGCUGUCACUUGUCCCCUUAGAAGGAGGGGUCACUGCAAAUAACCAAUUUUAUUCUGACUAAUCACCUUUAUCCUAUGUUGAUACAUUUUCAUCCUGAUGGGAGUAGUCACUUCCAGGAUGAGACAUGCUAAUCUACAGGGCACAAGGUCUCAGUGAAUAGUUUGAUGAGUUAUCGUGUAAAUGAUAUACUAUGGCCUUCACAGCCACAAGAUCUCAACCCAGUUGAACACCUAAUGGGAGACUGUGUUUAUCUCUCCAGUACAGUUCCAGAGGCUUGUAGAUUCCGUGCCAAGGUGUGCUGAAGCAGUUCUGGCAGCUCGUGGUGGCCCGACUCCUUACUAAGACGCUUUGUUAGUUUUUUUAUUUGUCAUCUUUUAAUUUUUAUGAAAACACAACUUAGUAAUUUUGUAAAUCAUUUACCCCUAUGUUAUAAAUUUUCUUUUUUGACGCUGAUCUUUAUAUAGAAAACCUUAUAUCUGAUUAUGAGGGCCGUGCCAGCAGUUACUUACAGGUUUUUCCUGUACUUACAGGUGCUUCCUGUUUUAAGCAGGUGAAAAGUUCUCUUACUUUCAUGACAUGACCUCUUAUAAGUUAUGUUAUCAGGAAAAACAUGCAAAGUAAAUACAGCUGGAAUCGGGAAUCAUGUAGAUACUCUACUGUGAAGGCAGUCCAGUCAUUUAUAUCUAAAAGUGCUAGUAGCAGUGAUUUUGUGUCUAAACAGUCAGAGAUUAAAAUUAAACUGUAGUUAUUCAGAAAAACAAAAAUAGAUCACUUUGAAACUGUGUUAUGUGAUUUACUUUGGGUAUAGUAUAGAGUAUAGUUUCUCAGAGGUCUUAGAUAUGUAAGAUAGUCAUCUGCAUUUUGUGCUAUAGAGUUGUGGGGAUGGAGUCUGUCAAAUAUGUGGAUAUUCUUAUAGUAAAGACCAUGUGGAUGAAGCAGCUGCUCAGUGAGGAGGAAAAUUAUGACUCCUGGACACAGAGGAAUUAAAUCAGGAGGCUGUGUACAGCUAACAUAAUUAACAGUAUUAUUUCUUCACUCAAAAAUGAGUGCAUACACAUAGUGAACAUAUACAAUAGGUUUCCGAAAGUAUUCAGACCCCUUCAGGUUUUUUUUGCGUACUUUAUUUUGUUAUAAAUGUAAUUUAAAAUAGUUUAAAUAUCCUUUUUUGGCAAUUAAUCUGCACAAAAUAAUCCAUAAUUACAAAGCAAAACAGUUUUUUAGAGGUUUUCCAAAUCUAUAAAAAAAAAUAAAUCAAAAAGAUCCUUGGCUAAAGCACUCCAGAUUGAGCUCAGGUACAUCCUGUUGGCACUGAUAGUCUUGAGAUGUCUCUAGAACUUCUAGACAGGUUUAGAUUUUUAAUAAAUUUGCAAAGAUUUCUAAAAACACCUUUUUGUCAUCAUGGAUUAUUUUGUAUAGAUUAAUGGCAAAAAAGUCUAUUCAAUCCAUUUUAAAUUAAAUCUAUAACACAAUAAAUUGUGCUGAAUCCAAAGGGGUCUGAAUACUUUUGGAACUCACUGUAUUAUAUAUAUUUUUGUGCAGAUUAAUGUGACUGUCUACAAAAAAUUAUAGGUUUAGUACAUUAGCUAUAGUUUUGAUUUAUAGUUGUGUUGCACUAAAAUAGAAAUUAUCAUCCUUUAUCAUUGUUAACAAUCAAAUCAGUGUAGUGACCUACACAACAUGUUGAAGUGUGAAAGAGGUGUUAUGUUUUUGGUGAAGAUAAGCCCAUAUGAUUUCUUCUUUAUUGUUACAGUAAAGAAGUUGUGGUGUGAAUGACUAUACUAUUUUGUCGUUCUUAUGAAACCAAAAAUAAUAUAAGUUACUAAGUCUGACACCACUGGUUUAAUACAUUAAUAGAUUAACCAUGUCAAAAAAGGGAGGAAAAUUCUAUUAAAUUGUCCUAAACGAUAACCACUGAUACCUAGCUCGGCAUAAAAAUCUCUUUACACAUACAGUAUAUGACAAAAAGGAUUAAAAGGGGAAAACAAACAUAGUGCUGCAUUGUCACAAAUUUUCCAGUUAAACAAUGAAUAAAAUUGGACCCUACCUUCUGGAGGAACUGUUUAAUCACUGGAGAAAUAUGUUUUUAUAGUUCAUAGGUACCAGAAGGAGACACUAAGAUAUGCUUCAUAUACUCACUACUGUUAUUAGUUCCAUUUAAAUCCUCUCCUCUUUGAGGAUUUAAUUUUCUGGUUUUCUGUUCCUCAGAAGUGAAGUUGAACUGUCAAGCCUUCCUUCCUCUGUUAGUCCACAUCUACAGGUCCUCAUCGGUAGUAGUUGGAACCUCUGUAAAAUCACCUUAGCUUAGCUACACUGUUUAGCAACUUCACAAUAAUACGAAAUAGCUUGUAGUCAUCUCUCAGCUUCCUCAUGAACACACACAAACACACACACAGACAGUUCACAUUUGUGGAAGUAAAGCAAUGCUAUGUAUUCCAUUCUCGUUAUUCUGAAUAUCCUAGUAACAUCAAAAUAAGAAAAGAAAAAGGAAGCGGUUCAUGUUAUGUUUUUUGUGCAAUCUAAGGAACAUUAACCAGAACAAAGAUGGUGAAAAUAAACACUGCCACUACAUACACUAUAUGGCCAAAAGUUUGUGGACAUCAGACCCAUAUGUGCUGUUUGAACAACCCAUUCCAGAUUUAUUCCCCCUUUGCUGUUAGAAUAACCUCCACUCUUCUGGGAAGGCUUUCCACUGGAUUUUGGAGCAUGACUGUUGGGAUUUGUGCUCAUUCAGCCACAAGAGCAUUAGUGAGGUCAGGCACUGAUGUUGGGUGAGGAGGCCUGGGGUUCAGUCCAUGUUCCAGUUCAUCUCAAAGGUGUUCAGUGGGGUUGAGGUCAGGGCUCUGUGCAGGCCACUCAAAUUCUUCCACACCGACCUUGGAAAACCAUGUCUUCAUGGACCUUGGUUUGUGCACAGGUGCAUUGUCAUGCUGGAAUAGGUUUGGGCUGUUUAGUUCCAGUGAAGGGAAAUUGUAAUUUGUAUGGCAAAAAGUUUUACAUUACUGUCUGACUAUUGUGUGAAGGGUAUGUGCACAAAUUAAAAAAAGCUCACAUGUGCUAUUAAUACUAAUGCAGUUUAUUACUGUACUCUUGACCUGCGAUACUCUCUAAACACCAUUUUGUAUAAUUUAUCAUAAUAUUGCCCACCCCUAGGUAAAAGUUUGAAGCAAUGUGGCAGGCCUUACUGUUUGAAAUGAUCAUACAGUAAUACCAGUGACAUUGAAACAGACCAACUCUCAGACUGGAGCUUAAACAAGCCCUUUCCCUGAGGACUUCUGUUUGUGGGACCAGUCAAUAUUAUGGGUCCUGUUCUGAUUGGAGAAUGAGUGAUAAAAAAAGAUGGAAAGUCAUGGGUUUUCUCAGUGGAUCAAUGCAUUUCCAGACCAACUCGCAAUAAUAAUAAAAUCAAUAUAGUGAACGUCCAGUCAUUUGCAUGUCUUUUCAGUCUGUAAAGGUCACGUUUGACAGAGAGGCCCCUCAGGUAUCAGACUGACUUUUCUGUUUGUGAUACUGCUAUAGGAAUACAUGCAGCUCACCAGAGUAUGGAGGAGUAUCAUCAAAGGAUGUUGCUCUGAGUAUUCACUUCCUUCCUUUCAUCUUAAAUUUGCUUCUUCCCUUCUGUACAGAUACAUCCCUUGCUGAAUAUGUGCAGUCACUUCCUCUCUUCUCUUCAUUUUUUACUGCUUAUAAUAUUUUUGUUAAAGUUAAUUGUCAUUUUUCACCACUCCUCUUAUCUUACGUGAACGGAAGGUUCUCUAUAUCCUGCAUGCUCUUCUGUAGUAAUCUCCACUUGUACAACAGUCAGACAUCAGUCAUCAGAUGAAAUAUCUACUGGUUUUUGUUCAUAUUGUGGUAAUAAUUCAGUUGAUCUUGUCUCUCUGGCAAUCACAAAUCAGUGCUUAUGUGGUCAUAAUCAAAUAAAAAAUAUAAUUGUA